AGGAACGUACUUCCUCUCCAGAUGGACUUUUAGUUUGAAAGUCGAUUGUCGUCAUCGCCAAGACGUCUCUUACGCUCUAUGUCGUAGCUGUUUGACGGUAUGUGGAAAGUAGCAAUGUCGGAGGAGGUUGUGACUGCGCUACAGUCGGUGGUGGAGAGGGUGAAUCAGGCGGCGGCACGGCGGCCUAAGACACUGCCAGCUGUGUCGCCCCGCCUCGUAGCUGUCAGCAAGACAAAGCCCCCAGACAUGGUUGUGGUGGCCUACAGACAAGGACAGCGUAACUUCGGAGAAAAUUAUGUCAAUGAACUUGUGGACAAAGCGUCAGAUCCUCUGAUUUUGAACUCAUGUCCAGAAAUCAAGUGGCACUUUAUAGGUCACCUACAGAAGAAUAAUGUCAACAAACUUUUGGGCGUCCCAAACCUGUUCCUUGUGGAGACCGUGGACUCGGUGAAACUGGCUGACAGGGUCAACAGCUCAUGGCAGCGCAUCAGAGGAGCCAGCACACAGAGGUUAAAGGUCAUGUUGCAGAUCAACACCAGCGGAGAACAGAGUAAACAUGGCCUGCCACCAGAACACACAGUGGAGACGGUGAAGCAUAUUGUGUCCCAGUGCUCCGCCCUCCAAUUCUCAGGACUCAUGACCAUCGGACGCUAUGGCUACGACCUCACCCAGGGCCCCAACCCGGACUUUCAGAUGCUGCUGAGUCGGAGACAGGAGUUGUGUGACAGUCUGAAGCUGCCUCUGGAGGAGGUGGAACUCAGCAUGGGUAUGUCCACAGAUUUUGAACACGCGAUUGAAGUGGGCGCCACCAACGUGCGAGUGGGUAGUAUUAUAUUCGGCAACAGGGAGUAUCCGAACAGUGCAGCCAACACUCCAAAUCCCAGUCCGGCUCCCAGUCCGGCCCCCAGUCCAGCUCCCAGCCCUGAGAAAACAUCCAAGAUGGUGUCAGAAGAGGCUGCCAAGAAGAUGCAGCACCUCAGUGUGUCAGGACACUAAGAGCUUCUCCUCUUCUCACAUACCUUUAAUAAAAGUAAAGAAAACAACACUUGACAUGCAAACUGAACAGAGCUAUGAAGCUGUUCAUUUCCAGAGCCAAGUGGAGCUAGGAUUGCAAAAUUCUUGCCUGAUUUUAAAGUGUAUUUGCUUAAUGCUCUUCACUUUUUGUGUGCCCUUCUUGCUCUUUUAAGCAUUAAAAAGUGGCAUUCAGUACAGAACUAGUAAUACCUUUUCUUUUAAAGUUGUGUAGUACUAACCUGUAGUGCUCUGACUUCUUCUUCACAGAAAGCUCUCCUACAAGAUUACUGGAUGAAAGGCAAAACUGCUGAAAAUGAUUUUACGACUUAGUGAAGAUUUUGUUUGGAUUUGUUGUGCAGAUGUGAUAUUUUCUACCUUUCCAAUCCAACAUGUGACAGUGCUGAAAUGUGGUUGACUGUGUACAGUGUCCCACACAGUACAGUGUUCCAUUUUUGUUGUACAUUUGAAGCAAAGACUCAAUUUAUUAAUAAAUUUAUCCCUUUAUAAUAACACAUA
This is a messenger RNA of Scatophagus argus, 1530 nucleotides long. RefSeq names its product pyridoxal phosphate binding protein. Gene Ontology annotation, molecular function: pyridoxal phosphate binding. The coding region runs from base 100 to 996 and encodes 298 amino acids. The record is from RefSeq and is a predicted model, not a curated record. Lineage: Eukaryota; Metazoa; Chordata; Actinopteri; Scatophagidae. Gene Ontology annotation, cellular component: intracellular anatomical structure. The transcript is spliced from 8 exons.